GGUUGGGUUUGCAUGUUGAUUUUUUACCGUUGCACUCCGCCCGAUUUCCUCAGCCAAGAUGGAAUCCCUUCCAUCAGAAAUAUUGUCUGCAAUAUUCACAUUGGCUGCCGACGAGGACGUGCUCUUUCAUCAUGCGCUGCCGACAUCGAUGGCUUGUAGUGCGUGGUUCAGUAAUGCCUUUAGCUUAUGGUCCUUGCGCAGUCCCAGUGAGGCCAUAAAUGCGCUCCAACGACGCAGCUACUCCACGAAGAAGAGCAUUAUCUUGACCUGCAAAACGUUCCAUCGCGUUGGCUACGAACUCUUCUUUCAUUGCCUCUUCUUCAACGGACCGUCCAAAAUUGCCGGUCUCUGUGCCGUUCUCGACUCUAACAAAACUGAUCCUUCCCCUGGAUGGUGGACCAAGCGCCUUCACCUCACCUCUUACUCGGACGUCGUUCUCACUCCGGAAUCGGCAGACGCGCUAUCGACUGUGAUAAGGCACUGCCCUAACCUAGAAAUCAUGGUCAUGUCAUUUCCAGUUAGCAGCGGCGCAUUUACUUCUGUCGCAGAUACCAUCAGCACCUAUGUGAGGCGCACAAUCCAUACCCUUAAUCUCAACGUCCCAGUUUCAAGCCUCCCUAAGCUCAUCUGGAUGUUAUCAUCCCUUCCUCUUCUCACCUCAGCCCAUUUCUCCUUCAGGUCGCACAAAAACCUCGAUGAUGAAGACAAUCCGCCCCUUGGAGCGGCCGAAUCCAUCAUUCUCACCCUACCUCGCCUCACCCAGCUUUCCUUGUACGGAAAUACCGCGCAGUUCCUCGAACAGACCCUGAAUUGGUCUCUUCCAUCUCUUCGAUUCCUAUCGCUCAACACCUUCCAAUCCGACAUUCUACCUGUCUUGGACGUGCAUGGCAGCAAACUCAUUCUCCUUGACGUGACAUGUUCGCAUCCCAUCGCGAUGGAUCUAGUCCUCCAACGCUGCCCGAACCUUGAAACUGUUUGCUUUAACGCUGACUGGCGUAUCGAGGGUCAGAUGAUGCAUGAUAACAUCCGCGAUGUUGGCCUGCAUGGCCUGUCUUUGGCGUUUACCACUGUGAAAAAGGACGGGGCUUCCCAACUAUCAUUACUUGAUUCAAUGAUUCGGCGCGCAAAUGACUCUAACUUUACCGCUGUGCUGGACAAGUCCAAGUUCCCAAAACUGGCCAGGGUGCGGGUACUGAGCCCGAAUGUCCUGACGGCGUUGGAGAAAAAUGGUGGACCUGAGAGUGCGCCAGCCAAUGGAUACGGGUAUAUAGACGAAAUAGAGGAUGGGCUCAAACGGUGGGAGAGGUGGUGGGAUACGUGUUACAAGGCUGGAGUUAGAUUGGAAGACUGUACUGGGGGAGAGCUGGGUGUGUUGCCUGGCGAAGAAGAAGAUACUGUCCAAGAGGACGAGGAUGAAGACGAGGAUGAGGAAGAGGAUUUGUCUUGGGAGUACGAAGUGCCGCCAAUGGAUCAAGAAGACACAUCUGGAGUGGGCGAGUUGCGAAAGUUAAUUGAGGAAUGCAGGAAGAUGGAGCUGGAACGGGAUACGUUCUGAUCUUAAUGCAUCCUAUUUAAAAAAUAUGUGGAAUUUUCUUCUAUCUAUCAUAACAUAGAUAAAGGCUUAUAUAUAUGUUACAACCCUC
Guyanagaster necrorhizus is the source of this 1643-nucleotide messenger RNA. RefSeq lists its product as uncharacterized. Lineage: Eukaryota; Fungi; Basidiomycota; Agaricomycetes; Agaricales; Physalacriaceae. The transcript has 2 exons. The record is from RefSeq and is a predicted model, not a curated record. Bases 59 to 1555 code for a protein of 498 amino acids.